Molecule: messenger RNA, 13342 nt
Organism: Taeniopygia guttata (zebra finch)
Lineage: Eukaryota; Metazoa; Chordata; Aves; Passeriformes; Estrildidae
Source: RefSeq, a predicted model, not a curated record
ACGUCCUUCCCCAGGGGCUCCCAGCGCAGAGCUCGGGUACCCGAGCUCUGACCUCGGCUCCGGGAGCGGGGUCAGGAUUCCUCCCUGGGGCAGGAUCACACCCCGGGCCGCGCCACCUCCGUGGCCCGGCGCAGGUAACACCUCGGCUCGGCCCCCGCCACACGCUCGGGACCCCUCCGCCUCGUCUCACGAAGAUGAGGCAGCAUCCGUGCCCCCACCCCAGAGUGAAGGGGGUCCCGUGGUGUGUCUGUUCUCGGAGCCCGGAGCUCCCCUGCCAAGUUAGAGAGAGAAGCAGCAACAGGCGAGUGUUUCCGUAGAGAGACUUCCAGUACCAGCCUGCCUCAUCAAGCAUCCUUAGAGAGAAAGAGCUCUUCCUGAGCUCUGUCAUUAGGUAAUGUCAGUAAGGUAAGAAAAAGCAGGUAACGAAAAUUGGACACAAAUACAGAAAGUUAAAUAAGAUUAUCCUUGUAUACUCCACUAAGAACCUACAGUAAUUUAAUUGUGGUGUAAUUUACUUUAUGCAACCAUUCCAUUAUUUCAUUUUUUUCUGUAGAAAAAUGUAAAAUGAAAAUUUUUCAUGUGGCACUUGUCGCUAUGAUGUAAUGGUAAGGAGUCUCCUUGUACUUCUGUUGCACAAACAGAAUGUCAGCAUCAAAUCCAGUGCUCUGCAGAGCUGUGGGCUGUGGAGGUAGCUACAUCACUGCUGUAUUACAAUACCAGAAACAAUAAACACCAGUUCAACUAAAAAGAACACCAGAAUCAUUAUCCACUAGGAGAUUCCUACUUGCAUUUCCUAAAAUUAGGAACACCAUGUAAAAAUUAGGAGUGCCUCUCUAAACUCAGAGCCAACUGAAUGUAAAACUAGCACUGUGUUUUAUAAAAUGCUCAAAGUUGAGAGAACAGUUACUUUAUUUCCCCUUUAAUUUUUUUUUGUCUACUCCUCAAGUCAAUACUUACUUUGAUGUCUUUACUCUGGGUCCCAAAUACUUAAUCAUGGAAGCAUCAUCUACCUGUUGCUUAGAACAGACUGAGUAGUGAUGUCUGAGGACUGAGCUUAAAGUACCAGGGAGGAGUUUUCAGACUGUAGGGUGCUUGUGUCUCUUGGAGCUCAGGUCAUGUUAAUGAACUUGAAGCAUUUAAGCAACUAUCAGUACUCAGUCACUUAUAGAAAUUCAUCCCAUCUUCUUGUCACUAAGGGACAAAGGACACAGCAAGUCCUGGAAGUACUCUGGAGAUCUCCUGGCAUUCAGAAGAGGAUUCUUAGCUAGAGGUUCAUUACUCCUCACUUGCUGUUUUCAAAACUUGUCGAAACCAGGUGAAGCAAAGAAGCCCAGAAAGUGUCAUGGCCAAAGUGAAUGUGUGCUAAGCUAAAUUCUGAUCUUCCUUCAGCAUUAAAUUGACUUCGGUACUACUCCUCCUGGCUGACACUGCAGGCUGGCACUACAGCCGUGCUCACCAGGCAGAGGGUUGCUAUCACAGUGCCCGCCCUGCGGAGCAGCCAGAUGCCAGCGUAGUACAAUCAGAAGUGAAUCGCGACAAUCGGAAUCAAUAGGAAACAGUGUGUGAAUCACUGCUUAAUGCACUCCAGGGUGAGUCAUUCCGAUUCAAACCAGCUUUCAGACCAGUACGAUGUCAGUCAGCUCCUCACACAGCUCGAUGUGAGUCAGAUCUCAGCACCGAGUACAAUGUGAAAUGAGUCACUGACUAAUACAGCGCCAUGUGCCUCCAGUACCCGGUGCGAGUUGUCAGAGCUUCUGUGUGAUGUGAGUCACUUCAUAGUACAGUAAAACAGGCUUUUUGGAGGCCAUUCAUAAUUAAGCACAAUGCAACCGAGCACUCAGGAGGAGAUAAUGGGAGUGAACAGAGUAAACUGCUGUAGGCAUCAGAUUCAUUGCAUAGUAGAGAGGUUUGUAAAAUGUUAGGAGGAAUGAUUUUUUAAAUGUUAUUGUUUCUUAAAACAGACUGCAUAAAAAUAACUAGGAGCAGGUACUUUCUCUGACAUCAGAGCCAGCAAAAGCAGGGUUGAAGCAGUGGUAAAAAUCCCAGCACUGGAGAAGUCUGUGGGGUUUUUUGUUCUAACUAAGAGUGUUGAUCAGUCAGUGUGACUGACAUGCAUCCACUGAGGCUGACCCCAGCUGCCACGGAAGACAAGGCAAGGGAUGCUGACAGCUUGUGCUGUGCAGAGGAAAAUAUUCUGACACUGAUUUAACUUAAUUGCAGUUUGCAGUGACCUAGUUUGUGAAGGACUCAGCAUAGGAUGAAGUUAUAUCCACACUUACAUUCAUACUGCCCCACUGUCAUAUCAUCCACUUAAUCAGCUGGACAGAAACCACAGAUUGCUUUUGUUGCUUUUUCUAUGCAACUGGUAAAGAAUUCUUUCAUGCCUUUCCCUUAUUACAAGAGAAAUAAUGACAGUCACCCUGCUUAUUACAUGUUAGAGUAACAUUUUCAAUGAAGUCUCUUGUGAUAAAAUCCAAACUAAAGAAAUUCUCUAUCCAGAGCAGAUAUAGGGCAUCUCUCUAAAAAGCAAACAAACAAAGACAAACAAACAAAACCCACACAAAAAUCCCAUUGAAGCCCCAGGUAACUAGGUUUCUAACAGGAAAGUCAAAUUUUACUCAGAGAAAGACUUUAGUGCAGGAAGUUUUUGCAGAGAGUGGCCUUGUGGUGGCCAACUGGGCAGAACUGAAUACCAAAGAAGGAGGAGCAGAAGACAUCCAAGGCAUUGGUAGAAAAAUACCUGUGACAGGUGAUAUGAUCAAGGCAUAAUUAUCCUCUUACUAGGUGGGUGUGAUACCCUCUUAGCCAUUCCUUUUGGAAUGUAAAGCAAUGCUUUAAGCUGGAUAGAUGAAUUUGGCUCCUCUGAGCUGCUGCUCCUCUGGAAAAAUAAAUUAAGUAAAACAAGCAAAGGUACUCAGUUUCUGGACAUUCAACAUGAAAGUGUCCCAGAGCUGUUAGUUACAGGAUAACACUUCCACUUGCAACUUUAUCCACUGAGCAUUUAACAGGCUUGGGCACAGCAGUGACAUAAAAAGCUGGUUUAUUCCAUGUGCUGCCACUCUCUGUCUUGCAGUCACAAACUCUCAACCAUUUCAGCCACCCCACUACAAUAUGCCAAAUCUCCAAUAAUACAAGAUAACUUUCGAGGAGCUCUUACUCUUAACCCACUGAGUGGGCAAUCUGACAACUAUGCCUAAAGCAUGUGCAUAUGUGUGGGCGAGUUCAUUAACAUAUAUUAGAAUGCUUUUCUGUCUAAAAUAGCACACUGCUUGAUGCAGAAAGCCUGCCUGUCACAUUUGUCAAUGAAAAGGAAGAAGCACGAGCAUCAAGUUUCCUGUUCAUAUUUCAGCUGACAGUGAACUGCCACAAGCUUCAGUGGGAGUUUGUUGCAGCCCCAAAUAUAUCUGAAUUGUUAAAAAAUAGAUUUAGAGAUUUAUUUGGAACUUGACCCCAGUUGCAAGCCUCUUAUGACAUUAGUAGAUAAGAACAGAAUCUCUUCCAACCUACUGGUUAUCAUUACUGGGAGGAUUCAAAGUCAAAGCAGAAACUGUGAGAGCUACAUAACCUCACCUAAAGCUUGCAGAAACCAAGAGGUGGCUUUCAUUGCUUUACCAGGCCUGAGUAUUUACUGAAAAGUAACUGGACUAUAUGAUCCAUAUCUGUGCCCUCACUCCAGUGGCUGUCAGCUAGUGUUCCAGCACAGGGCUUCCCAGGCUGUGGAGUUACUGGGAAAGCAACAUGCUGUGGCCAUGCAAAUCAGCCCUGAGAACAAGCUAAAGGCUUGCACACCUGCCUGACUGUAAUGUGCUGGUUUAUUCCAUGUGCUGCCACAACCAAGAAGAAAAUCUUAUGUCUCAGUAAUUAAGUUUAAGUAAUAGAAUCUUUGCACUCUGAGCUGAAAAGGUGUCAUUGUGUUUUAGCAUAAAGUGGGGAUAAAAGUAUAAAGUUUUGUCUACGACCUGCAUAUUCUUGGGUUUAGGGCUUGUUGUUUUUUUUUUUUGUUUUUUUUUUUUAUUUGGUUGAGGUUUUAUUUGGGUUUUUAAAUUGACAUUUGUGGCUUAGAUUUUAAAUAUUCUUCCUUUGGGAAUGCUAUUUUCUUGGUAGCCCACCUUUAUGCUAAGAAAUUAGCAAAUACUAUAAAUGUUACAACUAAACCAAAUAUCACCUGAGGUGUUUUUAACCAGGGAAAUAAUUUUCACUCCUGACCUUUACACUCCUUUGUGUUUAUAAGGUCACAUGGAGAAAUGCUUCAUAAUCUGAAUGUCAGAUAAGUAUGCUUUGGAGCGGAAAAGUUAUGACAAACAUUCUUAUCUCACCACUUCAGCAUUACUCUUAAGGCAUACAGUGGUUUUGCCACUAUUGUCAAAAGUAACAUCUCUGAUGCUUGCCUAAAUCCUUGGACUAUUUUUUUAAAUUACUUAUUAGCAGUCAGUAAUAUCAGCCCAUACUUUUUUUAUAUGAUUCAUAGAUAUUAUCUAGCAGGAUAAGAAGCAAGAACAUGUGCCAUUAAUUUUCCUCAAUUUUUGUUUCAUUGCUCUUUAGGGACAAUUUUAUAAUGGACUAAAUUUGUUGUUAUUGUUACCUAGAGAUGGACAUCUCUUUCCUUGAGAGAUCCAGAAACUCUGCACCUAGGCAUCUGCAGAGAUGCUGCAUUAGAUUGACUUGAAACAAUGAACCAACUGGAGACAAUCUGAUCACCUCAACACCUACUCCCCAUUCUCAUUUAAGUUUUUGAGUACUUGGCACUCUCCAGGUGGAAUUUGGGUGGUUCUGUGGAUUCCUCCAGGCAGGACCCUCUGCCUGGAGAAGUUUCUUUAUGUUCCAAUGUGCUCAUUAAUAUCCAGGUGGAGGAUAUUCAGAAACUCCAAAGCUACAAAAUCAACCCAGUUCUGCACAGACUGCAGGUAGUCAGAGACUUGUAAGUGGCCAGUCACUUGUCCAUAGCAAGAAGAAACUUCCUGCAGAUGCAAAAAAUUAUCAUGCAGGAUAUAUUCAUAUACACUAUUUAGGGAGGUAGAAGAUAUUUUGUACCUCCAGACAAUCACCAGAAAUUGAUUAUGUGUGUGCUGGAGCAGUCACAAGGCACAUGACAGCUACAUGUAGGAUCUGAGGAGUAAUGCAGGUUCCAGAGCCUCAUGAGAUCCAGCCAACACCACACUAUAAGGACCUGUGCAACAGAACCCCCUCUUGCCAUCUAGACACUGACUGUCCCAUUCAAGGAUUUGAUUCCUCACAGUGACUCAAUAUUAGCAAAAUUAGACCCUACUGACUAUUUGUGUUAUACUCAGAAAUUGGCUGAAACCAUAUCCAGUUUUAGUAUAAACAGAGCAUGAGAAGGCAGGGGUUGAAGUCCUUUGGUUAAAGGUGUCUUACAUCAUUCCAUCAGUAGCCUAAACGCAUUUUUGGGUUCCUCAGAAAACAUGUACAGGAUAGCUGUCCAUCUCCAGUUUUCUAAUUCUCCGUGUUUUCUUCUCUAAUCCAUUUUCAAACAAGGCACAUUGCUACUCCAGAUGGUGGGGACAGAGAAGGCAGACUCCCGUUCUCAAAGUGCAGAGAACAUCCAGUACAGGAGGUUCUCAUACGAUUUUUUCAUUCCCAUAGCACCUUCAGAGAGGUCUGGAAAUCUGCUGUCCCGAAGUAACAACUGUAAAAUUACAUGAAUAGAAGACCUAUGAGGUCUAAAAACAUCUCCUUUUUGCCCUGAAGGAACCUGAAGUCUACUGAAGGCAAAAUAAUAACCACCUAAAUUCCCAUAGAUCCAUGAAUCAAUCAAGCAAUUGCCUAAAUUGUUGCUAAUGAGGCUGUAUUCUAAAAGAGCAAGGAAUUUCGUUAAUUCCUACAAAUAAUAUUCACUGGUUUAAUUGAUAAAUCUACUACCCAUUCCUGCACACAUGGGUAGCACAGCUCAAACCAGCAACUGCCUGGCAAGGCGCAUUACACAGCUCUGGUGGUUGCAGCAAGAAGCAGCAAAGUGUGAUGGAAAGCUUCCAUGUCCUACAGUGAAAUUCUGGAUAUAUUAGAAGCAGCAGAAAGAUACCUACAUACAUAAAUAAGCUCUUCUGAAGUUAGGUAAACAGUACUGAGAUAGAUCACUCAUUGCUUGUUCUGUGUACCUGACCAGCCUGACAUGGUUUUGUCCUAUGUGACUUAACACUAUGUGCACCAAAGGAAUUUCUACAACUCUGUAAUAACCUGCACCACUGCUCAGCUCUCUACCUUGCCAUCCCAUAACAUGGGCCCUGGAUCAUAUUUAGCCCAGAGGAAUUCAUUAUUAAUAUGAAUUAGACAUAUGAAUCUGUGAACAUAAAUUAUCUCAGAGUGGAUGUAUUAGGCUAUAUAAACAGCACAUGUCUGAAUCCAAGUCACAUUUUUCUAAUCCAUAAUAAUAGUUUACUGUCCAAAGCAGCCUGAAAUAUUGUUAGAUAUAUGAUCCUUCCAAAAAUGUUUCAUAUGCUAUCACUCUCUAAUUGAAAUGUGAAAAUGCUCCAUUUAAAAAAGUAUAGGUAUCUGGAAGGAAAUUAGUACUUAUUCAUUCCAUUCAUGUGAAUCUGAAGCUGACAGGAAGAAAUAGGAAUCUACAAAUGCAUUCUACAUUUCAGUUAUCCUUUCACAUUUUGAAAAAAGAAAGGUUGGGGAGGGGCAGUUGGAAGCUGUUAUUUUUUCUCAUUUUCUAUUUCUGGUCAUUUAGGCAUUGCUUGUCAGAUUGGGCCUUCAGAAUUUUAAAAUGAGUUGUAAUUUCUAUCUAUAUUGUUGUUCUUGUAUUUUAUUCCUCCUGCUACACAGGUGCAUCUUAUACUACCGUGUCAUGCAUUCGUCUCUUGGGAGAGUGGGUGGUUCUCACAAAUACAAAACCUAUUAAGCUCUACAAGACAAAAAUAAAUUCAACAUUGGAAAAAAACCACUGUAGCCAAAGUGCAGCAAAAUGUAAUGCUGCACUCUGCUAAAACAACAUUCUUUCUUUUCCUGACACUUCUGUUGAGUCCAUGACACCAUCUGUACAUUCCCCCUCAAGUUAAAACAAUAGCAUUUCUUAAACCUGGAUGAACACUUUAGAAAGGAAAGCAACUUUUGACCCCCAAGUAUUUAUCUCAUUAGAUUCAAGUCUGAUAUUAUAGAUUAAAAAAACCCUCAAAAUUGGUAGCAGAUAAUUUUAAUUCCCCUACAAUUGUCAUGGCCUCAAAAGAAGAUUUAGCAACCUGAAACAAGCCUACACAAAGGGAUCUCGUGACACAGGAGGAUGAUUAGCUAUGUAUCCAAAAAUCAAAUACAAAUAAAAUGAAGAAAGAUAUACUCAUCUUUGUACAAGCUACCAUUUCAUCUCUCAAAGACAUCUGUCACUUACAUAUGGCACAACUUUCAGCAUAACAGAGAGAGCACUAUUAAGUGCUGUAGAGCAAAUGUGAAGCUCACAGAUAGGUCAGAAAUGAACAGGGACUUCAAGGGGACUUGUCAUUUCAUCAACACCACUUAUCUGCACACUCUGCAAAAUGUGGUCUCCAAAAAGGCUUUGUACAACUGUGCAACUCUGCAAAAAAACCAACCAGUGCAUCCACCAAAAAUUGUUUCAUGCUGUCUUCAGUUGGGGGGGCUCAAUGAAAACCAUGUAAUUGUUAUCUAGUUUUGUGUUUCCUCCUCGCCUUCACAGAAGCACAGAGAAAACAGUUUUUAAAGACUGUGGCAGUCAGACCUUCAAUGGAGAAAUGAGCAUUGGCCCUUCCCCCAUUGCUACAAAGGGAACCAGCAGGUUUGAGACAUCCUCAAUAUUCACCAAAGGCCAGAUUUUCAGGAGAGCUCAGUGUCUCACUCAAGCAUCCUGAAGCCUGUGCAUUGGCUAAUCAAGUGAAAGAAAGGAAAAAAAAAGAAAAAAAAUAGGCCCUAAAUACUUAUAUUCUGUACCAUUUUCCUUAGGAUGGCCUUGAAGUCAAAACCUCAGGAAACCCUUUUCAACUCCUAGGCUGAUACACCUCUGUGCCAAGAGCUCUGGCUCUCCAAGACCCCUCACUUAUACCUUUUGUUCUCUGCCUCACCACUCCCUUGUCAUUGUAUUCCCAUGCACGUGAAGAAUUCAUUAGCCCUUUGCCUUCCAUCCCAGCACUUAUAUGAGUGUCUUCCAUAGGAUUCAACUCCUUAGAACUUCCAUGGGGGAAAAUCAACGAUUUAAGCUUUUCAGUUCCCUUGAGGCUGUGGCCUUCUGGGUAAGACUUUUAAAGCAAAUAAAAAAGGAAAAAAGAGAGAUGUUUCUUACUUCCCCCCUCCUUUGUUGCUUGCAGCCCAUGGGAUCGGAGAGGACGGAGAUACGCAAACGGCAGAUGGCUACGACCCCAGAGACCCCAGGUGCUGCACAGGCUCAGCUCAGCACAGGAAAUCGAGGGUCCAAUGCCUGCUGCUUUUGUUGGUGCUGUUGCUGCAGCUGCUCAUGUCUUACUGUUAGAAAUCAAGAAGAAGAGAGAGCAAGGAGAACAUCUCAUGAACUCCAAGCAGAGGGUAUUCCAAACUGUGAGGAAAGCCCUGCUCCCACUCUCGAAGAAGUAAAUGCCUGGGCUCAAUCAUUUGACAAGUUGAUGCUUACUCCAGCUGGCAGAAAUGCUUUUCGUGAAUUUCUGCGAACAGAAUUCAGCGAGGAAAACAUGCUUUUCUGGAUGGCCUGUGAGGAACUAAAACAAGAAUCCAACAAAAGCAUCAUUGAAGAAAAAGCAAGACUAAUUUAUGAAGAUUAUAUUUCUAUCCUUUCUCCAAAAGAGGUCAGUCUGGACUCCAGAGUACGAGAAGUUAUUAACCGAAAUAUGCUGGAACCCUCACAACACACCUUUGAUGAUGCACAGCUUCAAAUUUAUACCUUAAUGCACAGAGACUCUUACCCACGGUUUAUGAACUCUGCUAUUUAUAAGGACUUGCUUCAGUCCUUGUCUGAAAAAUCCAUUGAAGCGUAGAAUUUUUUCUUAAAUGUAUUUGUUUUAAAACAGACAGGACUCUGGGCUACAAAAAUCCACAGGGAAAUUAGAAUUAAUCAGAUAUUUACCUGAAAAUAACUCAGGCAAGUUUUACUACAGACUGGAUAAUUUAAAUCCUCACAAAGCUCUGCCACAAUCAGCUAAGUACAGUUUCUGAUUAAAUUCAGUAUUACUUUCCAAAAGGAAAUGAAGAGAAUGAAGAAGAAACGUUGUUCAAUAAAUGCACUAUUUUUUCAAACACAGCAGACAAUUCAGACACAAAGUUAUCCCAACUUAUGUCUGAGGUACAAAUACUAACUAAGCACGAAACUAAAACUGAUUUUUAAGUGGAGUGUUAGAAUUUUCUUGAAAACCAAACCAGUUGCCCCAUCCACACUGUGACCAAAGUAAAAAUAUUACUGUCAAUACUGUGUUACUUUAGACAGUGCCAUCAUAGCUGGCAUAGGUACACUCCACUUGUUUUGGUGUAUUUAAUGCAUACACAGUGCACUAAUGGAAAUUGGCAUGGUAAUCUCAAGUUUAUGAAAGUUACUGGUUGAAAUAAUUUGAUUAUUAAAAAAAAAUCUUUUGCUGAAGAAUUGUUAUUUUAGUAUUAGAAUCUGCUGAAAGCAUUACGUUCCCUUUAAUGUUCAUAAAGUUAAAUAAUAUAUUUCAGAGGAAGAAAAGUCUGGGCAUUGAAAUUCCAAAAUAAAGCACAAGAAUUCUCACAUUUUUUCUCUUCCCUCAGUAGGUGUUUGUAAAACCCUUCACUAUUUGCUCCCAAGAGGAUGACAGUUUCAACCAGCUUGGGUUUGUAAAUACAAAAUUCUCCCAUUCCCUGACAGAUCUUGUAAGGUUUCCAUUACAGAUAUACACACAAUUUACUUAAUAAAAACAGGAAGAUGGAACUUGUGUUCUGAUGCUAUUUCAGACUGUCCAACAGCACCAGCUCUCUCCAGUUAUAAACCAUGUUCAUUUACAGUAAUCAUGGGAAAUACUAGGAAAACAUUAAGUGGAAUCAACAUAAACUAUCUGUAGAUCUGUUACUCUAAUGUCUUCUUUCUUUUAAAUUACAAGAUUCACUACAAUUCCACUACAUUAAACUCUGGAGUUUAUAGUGGAUUUCCACUGAAUUGUAUUUUUUUCCUGGGUAUUUAUUUAAAUGAGCCAAAUGACACAUAUAGGUUGGAAAAAGACAUAUGAGAAAGACACAAAAAAUACGCCUGGAAAGGAGAACCAGACAUACAUAGUUCAGUGAGUGUACUGUAGCCUUUCCAAAACCUACUCUUUGCCUAAUUCAAGCAGUAUGGAAAAUACAGAAUGGGAACUUUCUCUAAAAAAAAAAAUGAAAUGGGAAGAACAAAACAGAAUUUAAGGAUCAAUUUAAUUGUUUCCUCAGUGCACUUGGCAGUAGAUGUUAUGCCCUUACUGCAUUUGCAUUUUGAAGCACAUAAUGAUUUGAUUUUUCCAGUACAUAGCAUCAGAGAAGAGCUGGUACAUGGUAAUUCAUCAAUGCUAUGGGCUGCUUCAAGCCAGGCUGGAUGGGGCACUGAGCAACCUGGCCUAAUGGAAUGUGUUCCUGCCAGUGGGACUGCGACUAGAUUAAGGUACCUUCCAACCCAAAUAAUUUAUGAUUCUAUGACCAGUCUUCAUCUCCUUCCAACAACAAAACGCUCUUCAACAUGUCAGCACAAAAAAGUAAACAAAAAAAAAGAGAGAGCAAAGCAAAGUGCUUUUGCCUGCUGUAGCACAGUGCUAGUGACUAAGUUAAGAGGAAACUCUUCCAUAUGCCACUAAAGACACAGUUCAGUUGGUGUUUGCCACUGCUUACCCUAUCAAUGCUUCUGACCUCAGCUGAAUUUCUAUUUAACACACCCAAAGCACUACCAAUACAAUUUCAGUUUAUGUGAAAUAUUACAAUGUAUGUAGUAACUUCAACAAAACAAACUAGGUAUCUUCAAAAGACAGCACUCAUUGCAGUCAAACAGACGAUACUGUAUUUGUUUUAAUCAGAGUGGGUGGGAGUGCUCUAAACCUCUAAGUUAACAAAGUUUACCUAGGUCAAUUCAGCUUUUUGGAAAGAUCAUAUGCACACAUCAAAACAAAACUUCAAAGCAUGUCACCUCACAAAAUGGAGGAUUUAAUUUCUUUUAAGUUAUCUCUCUUCCCUUCAAAGAUACUUCAUUAAAAACUGAAAGACAGACUGAACGCUCAUAGUCCAUAUCAAACAAUAUAUUCUGUUAUUCUAUAUACUAUUAUUAUUAAGAAAAAGAAAGAAAAAAGAUGCAGUGAAGUCAGAGGGUAGAGAAAACUAAAUUGGUUUGGGCAGUCUUAUGGUUAACAUUAAAUUAUUAAAAAAAGAAAGUAAUAAUUUCUAAGCGUAUUUUCUAUGUGCCACAACUUCUAAGCAAUUAAGAUUCUCUAGGCAAUUUUCAUAUUACUUCUGCAUUACAAUAUGUUGAUAUUUGCAAUGUGCAUUCUUUCCUGAAAUAUCUUACCAAAUCUUAAUGCUGUGCUUUAGGUUUAAGCUUAUACCCACCACCAGUGGCGGGAUGCUAAUCCCUAGAUAUCCUGAGAAUAUCUCCUAAAAACCCAAACAACCCACUCCUUUAAAUAUCUUGUUAUUUUGAAAUUGGUUAAUGCUGGAUUUAAUUGAUGGCAUGGAGGUAAGGAGGCGGGGAGGGGGAAGGUGAAAACAAAAACCCACCCACAGACAACAAAUUUUUAAUUACAUUUCAUUGCUAUAUACCUGCUCAUGGUGCAUAAACUUCUCAGGGCAAAAGAAAAGUUCACUGAAAUGGAAAAGUUUCCAUAGACAAGCUGUUACAUGAACAGCAAGAGAAAAUCAUAUUGACAUAAGACAUUAUUUAAUCAUGUAAGAAAUUAUCACAAAAUCAAUUUAUCCUAGGUUGAAAAUGAGCACGGUUGGUUUGCCUUGGCAUUUAUCGAACUGCAGGAUAUCAUUAAGCUGUAACAACUUUCCAGUCCACUGGCAUUCUUCCUUCAAUGUCUGCACUUCAUAAAGCAGUAACUCCCACAGAACAUGCAUACUGUUAAAGACUGCUCUUUUCACCAGCCUGCUAAACACUAUUAAAAUUGCAUGGGCUCCUUCAGCCAACAUAUUGUGCUGUACGUUGACCUUUAAAUUCCACAGUCAUUAGCACCGUACAAAUGGAGAAAAAAAAUAUAUAAAUUCUGAAGGGCUCUACCUUAUAAACUUAGAUUAAAAUUCAUCAUACAAAAUUAUGUACUUAUGCAGUUUCUGAUUACAAAGGAUAUCAGAAAAAAAGAUAAAGUGAUGAGAAUGGCUAUCAUAUCACAGCAUUAAGUAAUUUGUAAACAACUUUGCUGUAAGCAGUUCUUAACAACAUGUGUCUUCUGCCAUAAGAUAUGAGUUAUGUUUCAAUGACAUUAUGAACAAUUUUUAUACUAAUGUUGUAAUUAAAUUAAUCCCAAACUUUUUGAAAUGGUAAAAGAAUUCAAGAGUAGUGAUGAUCUAGUGAAACAGAAGCUAAUGUACAGCUGUAUAAAACUGUGCUUGAAGUAAAACUCCUCAGGUUUGUUUAUAUGAAUGACUAAUAUUCCAAGAUCCAUUUCCAGAGGCAUUUGUUUGAAAGAUAAUACAACCACAUUUUACAGAGUGAAGACUUCAUGUUGAUGAAUUAAGUCCUGUCUAGGCUGGUAAGAAUUGUGAGUUUUAAUUUAAAAUUAAUUUAUGUAAUCACAAGUGGAAUCCUGAACUCUGGAUAAAAACCAGCCUCUUCCCUGGAUUCACAAAAGCCAAGAUCACUGGGCAGAUAUUUCCCUUCUGCUUAGUGAUAGUAAAAAAGAACCAUUCAGUACAAGAUACUUUAAAACUCAUACUUUCUCCUGAAUGAGCAAUUACAAUAUGAGCAAAUGUAUUAUAUAUGAGAAAAUGUCUUCUAAUGAAGGAUCCAGAAGUUGUGUUUUCUGAGCAGGAGGAUCCUCUAGCCUUGCUUACAGAAGACUGGAUCCUUAAAAAACACACACACACCUUUAAAAGGAAUGUGGCCUCCUCUAUCUCUCUAUUAGAAUUUUGUACAAGCUACCUUAAAUUGUAGGACAACUCUGUUCCAUCUGAGUGUCCAUAAAGGUAGUAACCAAACCUGCUAUUCUUAGAUGGGAGAGAUUCAUCACCAGUUCUGCUGGCACAUUUCAGUGCAUGAAAUACCCCAGUGUUCUGGGUCAGUCAUUGCACAACUGCAGCCCAGUAGACAAGUCAGCCAGCUGGAGAAAUGAGACAGUCCCAGCCCCACCUUUGAUACAGGAGGGCAACUUCAGACAGCUGGGAAAACUGCAGCAACUUUUGAACAGAGGUCCAUCCAAAGAUCAGUACUGGAAAGUUUUAUUUUUUGAUUUGGGUAACCAAAAUAAAGCAUGAAUAGAACUGA